AUGGCUCGUCAGCGGUUGAUCGGUCACUUAGCCAGCCACUUAAUAAUAGGAAGUCAGAAGCUCAGGAAUUGCUCGGACGCUACCCACUCUCAAAUCUCAAUGGAGCUACCACCAUGGGCGCCCUUCCUCGCCGUCGUGCUUGCCACCAUUCUCUUCUUCAAGGUUGUCUUCCGCCGCAAAGGCACUUGCAACCUCCCGCCGGGCCCCAAGCCAUGGCCGAUCAUCGGCAACCUCAACCUCAUAGGUGCGCUCCCGCACCGCUCCAUCCACGCGCUCUCUAGGCAGUACGGCCCGCUCAUGCAGCUCCGUUUCGGGUCCUUCCCCGUCGUCGUCGGCUCCUCGGCCGAGAUGGCCAAGCUCUUCCUCAAGACCCACGACGUGGUGUUCACCGACCGGCCCAGGACCGCCGCCGGCAAGUACACCGGCUACGAUAACAGCACCAUCACAUGGUCCCCGUACAACGCGCACUGGCGCCAGGCGCGCAGGGUGUGCCUCGCCGAGCUCUUCAGCGCGAGGCGGCUCGAGUCGUACGCCUACAUCCGCCGCGAGGAGAUGCGUGCCCUCCUGUGCGGCCUGCACGAGGCCUCCGGGCGCCUCGUGCUGCUCAAGGACCACCUGUCCACCUUGAGCCUGAACGUGAUCUCGCGCAUGGUGCUGGGCAGGAAGUACCUGGAGAAGCAGGCGGCGGGCGAGGACGGCUCGGCGACCAUGGCGCCGGAGGAGUUCAAGUGCAUGAUAGACGAGCUGUUCUUCCUCAACGGCGUGCUCAACAUCGGUGACUCCAUCCCAUGGCUCGACUGGAUGGACCUUCAGGGGUACGUCAGGAGGAUGAAGAAGCUGAGCAAGAAGUUCGAUCGAUUCCUAGAACAUGUCUUGGACGACCACAAUGAGCGGCGGCGCCUCCAGGGCGACAACUUCGUGUCACGGGACAUGGUUGACGUGCUGUUGGAGAUAGCCGGCGACCCAAAUCUUGAGGUCAAGCUCCACCGGAACGGCGUCAAAGCUUUCAUUCAGGACCUCAUCGCCGGCGGCACGGAAACCACAGCGAUCACGGUGGAGUGGGCCAUGUCGGAGAUGCUCAAGAAACCCGAGGUGUUCUCCAAGGCCACAGAGGAGCUGGACCGCGUGGUGGGACGAGAACGAUGGGUGACGGAGGACGACAUCCCCAACCUUCCCUAUGUGGAAGCCAUUGUCAAAGAGACCAUGCGGCUGCACCCGGUGGCACCCAUGUUGGCACCCCGUCUGUCCCGUGAGGACGCCUCCGUAGGUGGCUACAACAUCCCCGUUGGUACGCGUGUACUCAUCAACGUGUGGUCCAUCGGCCGCGACCCGGCAGUGUGGGAUUCGCCGGAGGAGUUCGUACCAGAACGGUUCGUUGGCAGCAAGAUCGACAUCAAGGGGCAUGACUUCGAGCUGCUGCCAUUUGGGUCCGGACGGCGGAUGUGCCCCGGAUAUAGUCUGGGACUGAAGGUGAUCCAUGUGAGCCUCGCCAACCUGCUGCACGGCUUUGUGUGCGAGCUCCCCGAUGGCGUGGCGACGGAUCAGCUCAGCAUGGAGGAGAUCUUCGGCCUGUCGACCCCGCGCAAGUUCCCGCUACAGGUAGUGAUGAAACCCAAGCUCCCGGGCCACCUCUACGCAAGGGGUCAUUAG
Molecule: messenger RNA, 1650 nt
Organism: Triticum turgidum subsp. durum (durum wheat)
Lineage: Eukaryota; Viridiplantae; Streptophyta; Magnoliopsida; Poales; Poaceae
Source: the annotation of a GenBank genome assembly